CAAUACUUGACGUUAUGUUAAAACCGGCAUGGGUAAUUUGUUUAUUUCUUCAGAUAUGUUGUUUUACAAACGUAAUUGCAUCGAUAGGAGACGAAGCACCAUUUUACAAUCAAUGUCUUAUAAAAUAUCUUAAAAAUCAUUGUCAAAAUAAUGUAACUUUUAAUAAUCCACCACCAUUAUCUCUUUCAUUAUUAUCUUGGUCUUGUAUUGAGGAUUGUAAAUACAUGUGUAUGUGGCGUACAGUUGAUUACUUUGUAAGUCAUGGUUUAAGGGUUCCACAAUUUAAUGGAAAAUGGCCAUUUAUACGAAUUUUUGGAUUCCAAGAACCAGCUUCUGUUUUGUUUUCAAUAUUAAAUUUCUAUGCACAUUGGGUGUCGUAUUGGAAAUUUAAAAAAAAAGUUAAUUCCAAAUAUCCGAUGUUUUAUGUUUGGACAUAUUUUAGUCUUAUAUGUCUUAAUGGAUGGUUUUGGUCUACGAUAUUCCAUGCUCGUGACACAGAUUUUACAGAAGUAAUGGAUUAUUCUUCUGCAUUUGCUAUUGUACUAACAUUAUUAUAUUGUAUGUUAUUAAGAAUAACGUAUAAACAUACUAAAACUUUUAUUAUACUUACUUGUUGUUAUAUGAGUAUUUUGUAUACACAUUUAACACAUUUAUGGUCUGGAGCAAUUAAUUAUGGAUACAACAUGAAAUUCAAUGUAGCAAUAGGUUUUGUAACUUUUGUGAUAACAAUGUCAUGGUGGUACAAUGUUAGACGUGAAUUAUCACAUGCUUAUCUCAUCGGUUGGUUCAAUAUUUUAGCAGUUCUUUCUACUCUGUUAGAAGUGUUGGAUUUUUCACCAAUAUUUUGGAUUUUCGAUGCACAUUCCUUAUGGCAUGCAUCUACAGCACCAUUAACUAUUCUGAUAUACAGGUUUAUAACUUUAGACUGUUUAUAUCUACAGACGUUUUACAACAAAACAAUAUUAAAUAUGCAUCAUAUUAAUUGAUUGAAAGUUGAUCGAAUUAUACGAAAUUUUCUGUUGUUUUUUUUUUCUUCAUAAAGAAAAAUCUAUUUUUAUGUA
Messenger RNA from Polistes dominula (European paper wasp), 1061 nucleotides. It is a transcript of the gene PGAP3, whose product is annotated as Per1-like protein PGAP3. Gene Ontology annotation, molecular function: hydrolase activity, acting on ester bonds. Gene Ontology annotation, biological process: GPI anchor biosynthetic process. Gene Ontology annotation, cellular component: endoplasmic reticulum membrane. NCBI's taxonomy places the organism in Eukaryota, Metazoa, Arthropoda, Insecta, Hymenoptera, Vespidae. The record is from RefSeq and is a predicted model, not a curated record.